AUGCUACAUAAACUAUAUACAAAAGUUCUAAACAAAAAAAUAUGUGAUUAUAAAAUAAUAUCAAAGAGAUGUUCUGCACUGUUUAUUAAUGGUCCGAAGGCAACUGAUAGUUUUGUUUAUAUUACACCUUACAUAGAUUACAAUGAGCGUAUGAAAGAAAAAGAUUUAGUCAAAGCUGAAAUAGAGAAACGUAAAAUACAAUUUGAUUUAUUGAAACUUGAGAAUCUGUGGUCUGUGUAUGAAGAGUUGAAAACAAGAAAAUUGGAGUAUGAUAGCAGAAAGCAAGAUGUAUCUAAAGAAUUGGAACAAUUUCUGAAGAGUAAACAGGAGGGUGACAAUGUUGAGAAAUUAAAAAUACAAGUGCAUUUGUUAAAGGAAAAUAUAAGAAAAUUGAAAGAACCUCUAUGGUCGGCAGAGGAGGCAGCUAUAACAGAAGCAUUAAAACUGCCUAAUAAACUACACAAUUUGACACCUGAUGUAGAUAAAAUCAUAUAUGAACAUGGUUCAAAACCUAACAACGACAAAGAUCAUCUUAAAAUUGGUAAAGAUAAAAAUUUAUUACAUUUUACAAAAAAUGAGAACUAUUAUCUUAAAGGUGAUGCAGCUUUAUUUGAAUUGGGAGCUAAAUUUUACUUUAGUAAAAUUUUAAAAGAAAACAAUUACACCCAGUUCUCUAAUCCAGACUUUUCUAAAAGUUUAAUAAUAGAAGGCUGCGGAGAAGAUCAUACAAAUUCUGAUUCUACUUUCAUAUUACACCACAAUGAGGACAAUAAAGUCAAUAUUGAUAGCCGAUUGCACUUGACGGGAGGUGGUUCACUAUAUUCCUUCUUUGCGUACCAUGCAAAAAAUGUCUUGUAUGCUAAAGUGUUACCAUUAACAUAUUUCAGCAUGGGUCGACAGUAUAAACCAUCACCUACGGAGGAGGACAACUUACAUCAUGUAAGCCAAAGUUCUGUUGUUCAAAUAUUCAAUGCUACAAGAAAUGCAACAGAACUUGAUGGAAUGCUAAAUAAUAUUAUUGAUUUAAUAAAAAAUAUAUAUAAUCCACUUGGCUACCACUACAGACUAAAUUAUGUUGCUGCAAAUAAAUUGAAUGCAUGGGAAUCAUUGAGAUUAUUAAUAGAAAUGUAUUCCAGUUCUCAGAAAAGUUAUAUGGAAGUCGGAAAUAUUUCUCUAAGUGGAGAUUUUAUAAGCAAGAGACUUAUGUUCACAUAUACUGAAGAAAAACAAAGUAAGUUCCCCCAUAUCUUAUCUGGUACAAUAUUAAAUGUACCAAAACUCUUAGCUUGCGCUUUGGAGCAAGAUGGUGAAUUCAUUCUACCCAAACAGUUUGCUAUUGAAAAUUAAUGUAUCAUUAGUACAGUGGAAUAUUUCUCUUAAAUAAAACCUCUUUGUUAAUUAUAAAUGUUUAUUCAUUUAAUG
Vanessa atalanta (red admiral) is the source of this 1422-nucleotide messenger RNA. RefSeq names its product serine--tRNA synthetase-like protein Slimp (gene Slimp). Gene Ontology annotation, molecular function: tRNA binding; serine-tRNA ligase activity; ATP binding. Gene Ontology annotation, cellular component: mitochondrion. The transcript has a single exon. Gene Ontology annotation, biological process: seryl-tRNA aminoacylation. The record is from RefSeq and is a predicted model, not a curated record. Bases 1 to 1347 code for a protein of 448 amino acids. Lineage: Eukaryota; Metazoa; Arthropoda; Insecta; Lepidoptera; Nymphalidae.